UCAAAAAAUAUAUAUAUAUGCUAGAAUUUUUCAAUGAAUAAUUUUGUGAGAUAUGACGUCUUUUAGGAGAGAAAUUGACUGAUAGUUCUUGUUUACCAUGGAUUUUUUUACUAAGGGUAUCCAUGAUCCGUUUGAACAUCUUUCAGAAGUUUUUCUGUUUCUGGUCCAGUUCUGCAGGCUACUUGUGGUGGGGGAAUAGAACUGGGUUCAAGAAUGAAGCGGAUCUCAAAUCUAUUCCGUUUUUCAUACUUAGUAAUUCGUACACAUUCCAUUACUCUAACACCACCGACGUACACUUCCACGUGAUGAACAGUUUUUUGGUAAUAGGCGGCUUUUUCAAGUUACCUCACACAAAGGUACCCUGUCCUGAAAAUUUAAACUUCAAAGGGAAGAUUUUCCCUGAGCCUCACCGAUGUCAUAUUCACACCCGCAGUUAUUUGUAUUAUAAAGUCAUGAGUGGUUCAUUUGACGGCAUCUCUGUGAUGAUAAUGUUUUAUACUGAAUCGUCUAUGCAUCUUUUCUGUAUCCUGAACUAAACAUUUUUGUGUUUUCAUUUAUAUCUAAAGGCUAGGACCUUUCGAUAUGUGCAAUGAUAUGACUGUGUGUAUGAUGGAUAAGAAAAUUACUUCAAACGUACUUUAUAACCCCACAAUUGUAACCAUUAAACGGGAAACGGAUUCAUUACCGGCAGGUUUAUAUCUAUUGAAUAGUCUGUAAUGUAGAUUUCUAAACGACAUUCAUUGAUCCUAUUCACAGGGUUACACGCUAGGAAACUGCUGCCUGAGAGUACUUCCUCCGAAGACCUCUAUUUUUUUUAGAUUCACUUUCGACGAUGUUUAGCUGACCUGUAUUGUGGAGGCCAAAGACGGAUAAGUGUACUAGUCCAAAGGAAUAGGGGUCAUAACCUUUUGUCAAGAUAAUAGUCGUUUGAACUCACCAUUUAAGCUUUUUCAGUGCAUCUCUACAGACUUAAUAUUAUACGAGCGACAGUUUAUUAAAGACAUUUUUUUCUAAAUCUGCAUUUACCUUUACCAACUGCAUACUACGCUAUAAGGCAAGGCGUGCAUUACCCCUAUCUACGCAACGUCAUAAUUUGCUAUUAUAAGUAUUUUAACGGUUUUUAUUCUCCAAAGCUUGGUAGGUGUCAACUUUUUGGUUAUCCAGAAUGUGGUUAAAGCAGCUCAUGUAUUUGACGAUUCUACAGACCAUAUUUCCCACCCACUGCGUUUCUAUUUGAAUCCUUUUCUGCUCCUUUACUUUCAACACCAAGACGAUUGACAUGUAAACAACCCCAUGACUGUGUUCUUUCUUACUUCUGGCUAAGUACUGGACAUCUCGUCUAUCCUCAACAAUGCCACAACUAUCCCUUGGAAGGUUUCACCUAUAUAGGUAAAGUCAAUUUUUAUUCUCACAAACUACAAGGAUCGGUUUAUAAUGACCUCCCUCUACGUCUGUGAGCCACCUGAAGUAUUGUAACGUUUCAAUCCAAUCUGAAUCAAAUAGUACAUCCCGUGCCACAUUGUUGUUCUUGUGAAGGUAAGGUGUGACACUUUUUUUUCACUAUUUACGGUGCUCUAAAUUAAUUUGUCUUUUUGACCUUCGGUGUGCCGGGAAAUUAUUUGAGACCGCUUCAACGUUUUCGAACACCUUUUACGUUUAUGUAUGGAGCUGAUAGGUCACACCCAGAAUAAAAUCGCAAGUGUAAAUAAUUUUUGACUUUUAAAUACGUAAAAUUUUUUUUUUAUUGAAUCUUUUCGCACUACAUUUUUAGCGCCCACAUCCCAUAAGGACACAGUUCCAGCAGCAAUGAUAUUAAAUUAACAAACAAAAAAUCACAAAUACACUAGACAUAUUAGUUUUGCUUUUUGAUUUUCUACAACCCUUUCUCUUUUCAUUAUUUGAAUGCAUAUACAUAUUAUCCUCUACUUUAAUAAAGGCUUUAUUUUUUAAUUUCUGUAUAUUCCCAUGCACCUGAGCUCUUCUCUAUAAUAAAAAAUAGUAGAUUUUGCUUUCUUUAUAUAUAUGUAUAUAUAUAAAGGUUUACCUAUUAAUCAAUUUUAUUGUUAAAUUUUGUCAACAAUUUAUUUACUUUAGUGAUUUGCCGUUUUGUAUCCUACCAUAGAUUCUAUGUUUUGUGGGAUUUCUAAAACAGUUACGCUUGGAUUGACGCGUCAAGAAAGGCGCCUUUUAACAAUUGCAGAGGCUACGAAAGCCAAGAAUGGUUUAUCUCAGAGAUAUACUUACAAGGAAGCUACUCGCCAGCUGGCGCGCUUUGACUUGACGCGAAGGCGUCAUCGAUGUCGCCAACAUUGUACUACUGAAAUUGAUUUUCAAAAUCAACACCUUGUGUCUAUGGCAGUGUCAAAUAACUCAGCUAUGCCAAAGCCAUCUUGGAGAUUUCAAGAAAAUACUGGAACAGAAGCACCCAUGCGCUCCUAUAGCAGGUAUGAUCAGGGUAAACAGAACCAUUCUAACUUCGCUACACGUAUCUUUGGGACGAAGAUAUCAGCUACCUCUCGGCAAAACUAUGAUGAUGUUGAUCAGCGAGUUGGGAUUAGUCACAUCCAGAUUAGAUUUGACAAGUUAGUGCACGCUGCAUUGUUGCAGUGUGGCCCACCCCUCCCAGCUGAGUUUGUGGCCGAUAAUGAUGUUGUCACCGCAUCUUCGGUUUCGCCAAUGUCAGUUCGACGACAUGGUGACGUGUUCACGACGAGCACCGAUGGUUCUGAUGAGUGCUUAAAAUGUAGUAUGGACUUUGGUACGAACAGUGCUAAUCAUGUGAUGUAUGAUGAGGUUGGGCUCAAGCCCCAUGAAUUAAUGCGUAUUGUCCGGCUUUACCAGCCAUCUUUUAGCAUUCAAGAAGACUGCGACUACGUUCCCUUUUCUAUGCUUGUUAAGAACUGCCCAUACUUUCGGGCCUUUGGAGGCAAGAUACACUACAUGCGGUAUUUACAAAGGAGGUGUGACAACAGUUCCGCGAGUUUAGACGAUAGGGCAGUAGAAAAUAACAAUAACCCUUUAUUGGUUUCUAUUGGCAAGUACAAAAUGCGUGAAGUACCAUCACAGGAUGGUGUACGGCAGGGUCCGAAGCCUUGGUUGUAUCCAUACGAAUUUAAAUGA
This is a messenger RNA of Phytomonas sp. Hart1, 3120 nucleotides long. The record is from the annotation of a GenBank genome assembly. Lineage: Eukaryota; Euglenozoa; Kinetoplastea; Trypanosomatida; Trypanosomatidae.